Molecule: messenger RNA, 4408 nt
Organism: Coffea arabica (coffee)
Lineage: Eukaryota; Viridiplantae; Streptophyta; Magnoliopsida; Gentianales; Rubiaceae
Product: carbamoyl phosphate synthase arginine-specific large chain, chloroplastic
Biological process (GO): L-glutamine metabolic process
Cellular component (GO): cytoplasm
Molecular function (GO): ATP binding; carbamoyl-phosphate synthase (glutamine-hydrolyzing) activity; metal ion binding
Source: RefSeq, a predicted model, not a curated record
UUUGAACAGUGCCCAAAGUCUCUCAAACCUAAUCAAACACAAACCCAACUCUCUCUUCCCCAGGCGCCCCCCCCCCCCCAUCACAGCUCCUCGGUCUCUCUUCUCCUCGAGACCCAUGGAUUCUGUCACUCCCGAGAUAUAAGAAGCUUUUUCUCUCUGUUUUUUGCUCUUCUUCACCCAGUUCGGAUUUGAGCGUGCAAAAAUUCUAAGCAGGCUUUGUUCAAAGCUAUAUCUUAGAUUCCGAAACCAUUCACAUAGGUAGUAAACCAAAAGAUAUUGCAGAAUAUCGCAAAUAUUAUAAGCUGCCGAUCGGUCAAAGCGAAAAUCAUCACCAAGAAAUAUUGCAUUUUAUUUGAAAUUUGGAAAAGAAUAAAUAAGAGGGAUUGGAGGAGGGAUAGUGGGAGAUGGCCUAUUGUGUCAAUCAUUGUGAAAACGUUUCGUUGAGGCUCAUUUCAUCAUCACAGCCCUACAGUUUCAACUCCACCAAAAAUCAUUUAUCAAAUUCCAAUCUUUUUAAGUUAUUUUUCAAUGCCACCAAGCCAGCUACCAAGUGGAGUGUGGUAUCACAUUUGAACUUUCAAUGCCGUCCAUUGUUUCUGCAUUCUGCGAAAUUGAACUGGAGAGUGAAGGUGAAUUCAAUUCGAUGUGAGAAAGGUGCUGUUUGUGAUAGCAAUGGUUCGAUGAAUGGAGGGGUUUUCGGUAGCCAAAAAGUUGGGAAGAGGGCAGAUAUCAAAAAGAUUUUAAUUUUAGGUGCAGGGCCUAUUGUGAUUGGGCAAGCUUGUGAGUUCGAUUAUUCAGGGACUCAGGCUUGUAAAGCACUAAGGGAGGAGGGUUAUGAGGUGAUCCUCAUCAAUUCGAAUCCUGCCACUAUAAUGACGGAUCCAGAGAUGGCUGAUAGGACUUAUAUUGAACCUAUGACACCAGAGCUGGUUGAGCAAGUGCUGGAGAAGGAGAGGCCUGAUGCUUUAUUGCCAACGAUGGGAGGGCAGACGGCUCUUAACCUUGCUGUGGCAUUGGCUGAAAGUGGGGCGCUGGACAAAUAUGGCAUUGAGUUGAUUGGGGCUAAGCUCGAAGCAAUCAAGAAGGCCGAGGAUCGGGAUUUAUUCAAGCAAGCUAUGAAAAAUAUUGGGCUAAAGACUCCUCCUUCGGGGAUUGGGACUACUAUGGAGGAGUGUUUUGAGAUAGCAAAUUCUAUUGGGGAGUUUCCAUUGAUUAUUCGACCAGCUUUUACACUGGGAGGAACUGGAGGUGGUAUUGCUUAUAACAGGGAGGAGUUUGAGGCAAUAUGCAAGUCGGGGCUUGCAGCUAGCUUGACUUCUCAGGUUUUGGUGGAGAAGUCCCUUUUGGGAUGGAAAGAAUAUGAGCUUGAAGUUAUGAGAGACUUGGCAGAUAAUGUCGUUAUUAUCUGUUCAAUUGAGAAUAUUGACCCAAUGGGAGUCCAUACUGGGGACUCUAUCACUGUAGCUCCAGCACAGACUUUGACAGACAAAGAGUACCAGCGGCUUAGGGAUUACUCUAUUGCUAUUAUCAGGGAAAUUGGGGUUGAAUGUGGUGGUUCAAAUGUUCAGUUUGCCGUCAAUCCUGAAGAUGGAGAGGUAAUGGUGAUUGAGAUGAAUCCUAGAGUUUCAAGGUCUUCAGCUUUAGCUUCCAAAGCUACUGGUUUUCCCAUAGCAAAGAUGGCUGCUAAACUUUCGGUUGGUUACUCCUUGGAUCAGAUUCCUAAUGACAUCACUAAGAAAACACCCGCUAGUUUUGAACCUUCUAUAGAUUAUGUGGUUACCAAGAUACCCCGUUUUGCAUUUGAGAAGUUCCCAGGCUCGGAGCCUAUUCUAACAACCCAAAUGAAGUCUGUUGGUGAAUCAAUGGCUGUUGGUCGGACAUUCCAAGAAUCCUUUCAGAAGGCUGUUCGUUCACUUGAGUGUGGCUACCCUGGGUGGGGUUGCUCACAAAUCAAGGAAUUGGAUUGGGAUUGGGAUCGCCUGAGGUACAGCCUCAGAGUCCCUAGUCCAGACCGCAUCCACACUAUUUAUGCAGCAAUGAAGAGGGGAAUGAAGGUGAAUGACAUCCAUGAGCUGAGUUACAUUGACAAGUGGUUCUUGACUCAGCUGAAGGAGCUUGUAGAUGUGGAACAAUAUCUUUUGUCUCAGAAGUUGUCUGAUUUAACAAAGGAUGACCUCUAUGAAGUGAAAAAGAGAGGUUUCAGUGAUAAACAGAUAGCUUUUGCUACAAAAACCACAGAGAAAGAAGUUCGGUUAAAGCGGUUAUCAUUGGGUGUUAAACCAGCAUAUAAGCGAGUUGAUACAUGUGCUGCCGAAUUUGAGGCUAAUACUCCUUACAUGUACUCAUCGUAUGACUUUGAGUGUGAAUCAGCUCCCACCCAAAGAAAAAAGGUUCUGAUUUUAGGUGGUGGACCAAAUCGGAUUGGUCAAGGGAUUGAAUUUGAUUACUGCUGCUGCCAUACAUCAUUUGCCCUCCAGGAUGCAGGCUAUGAGACAAUCAUGAUGAAUUCGAAUCCUGAAACAGUAUCUACAGAUUAUGAUACAAGUGAUCGUCUCUAUUUUGAACCACUGACAGUUGAAGAUGUUCUCAACAUAAUAGAUUUGGAGGGGCCUGAUGGGAUAAUUGUGCAGUUUGGAGGUCAAACACCGUUGAAGCUGGCUCUUCCAAUUCAGCAAUACUUAGACGAGCAGAAGCCAAAAUGCAAAAGUGGUGCUGGAUAUGUUGGUAUUUGGGGUACGUCACCUGAUUCCAUUGAUGCUGCUGAGGACAGGGAGAGAUUCAAUGCUAUCAGUGAGGAAUUGCAGAUUGAGCAGCCAAAAGGGGGCAUUGCCAAGAGUGAACAAGAUGCUCUUGCUAUUGCAGCAGAUAUAGGGUACCCAGUGGUUGUCAGACCGUCCUAUGUAUUGGGUGGCCGAGCGAUGGAGAUUGUUUACAGUGAUGACAAGCUGGUGAGAUACCUUGAAACAGCUGUGGAGGUGGAUCCAGAACGUCCUGUUUUAAUUGACAAAUAUUUAUCUGAUGCUAUAGAAAUUGAUGUUGACGCACUUGCUGACUCACACGGCAAUGUUGUAAUUGGUGGAAUAAUGGAGCACAUUGAGCAAGCUGGUGUCCAUUCAGGUGAUUCAGCUUGCAUGAUUCCCACAAAAACUGUUUCUCCAUCAUGUUUGGACACAAUCAGGUCAUGGACUGCAAAGUUGGCGAGGAGGUUAAAUGUUUGUGGGCUCAUGAAUUGCCAAUAUGCCAUAACAGCUAGUGGGGAAGUUUUCUUGCUUGAGGCAAAUCCACGUGGAUCCCGAACCGUUCCUUUUGUGUCUAAGGCAAUUGGGCAUCCCCUAGCUAAAUAUGCUUCUCUUGUCAUGUCUGGGAAGUCCCUUCAUGAAUUGCAAUUCACAAGAGAGGUUAUACCGAGACAUGUAUCUGUUAAAGAAGUGGUCCUUCCAUUUGAGAAAUUUCAAGGGUGUGAUGUGCUUCUGGGUCCUGAAAUGCGUAGUACUGGAGAGGUAAUGGGCAUCUAUUUCGAGUCUUCAAUUGCUUUUGCAAAGGCACAAAUAGCUGCUGGGCAAAAGCUUCCACUUUCUGGCACUUUGUUCCUGAGUUUAAAUGACUUAACAAAGCCACAAAUUCCCACAAUUGCCCAGGCCUUUUUGGCUCUUGGGUUCAAUAUUGUUGCAACUUCUGGAACAGCACAUGUUCUUGAGUUAGAAGGGAUCCCAGUGGAGCGGGUCCUUAAGAUGCACGAAGGACGACCACAUGCUGGUGAUAUGAUUGCCAACGGGCAAAUACAGUUGAUUGUCAUCACAAGUUCUAGUGAUGAUCUUGACCAGAUAGACGGCCGGAAGUUGAGGAGAAUGGCCCUUGCUUACAAGAUUCCUACAAUUACGACUGUUGCUGGGGCUUUGGCUACUGCUGAAGCUAUUAAAAGCUUGAAAUGCAACAAGAUUGAGAUGUCAGCACUUCAGGACUACUUUGACAGUGAGAAGAAAGCAGGAAGCCAUCAAAAUAUGCAAUCUGCAUCGUCUACUGUUGUAGUUGAAUAGGUAUUUUAGUUCCUCUUAUACACCGUGAGUGUUAAAUCUUUUUAAAUGUUGUUUGGCAGCUUUAACUAAGGAGGAAUUGUAAUACAAGUUUUUAAUGUCUUUUGCAAAAGCAAGAGAAAAUCAUCAGAGGUCACCUUUGAUUGGAAAGCAUUCUCGGAGUGUUUAUCACUAGUUUGCUGAGUGAUGUUUCAUGAACCAUCGUUAUAUAGGUCAAUAUGGUAAUUGGUGAUGCUAGUUUCUGCUGCUGCACUUUCCAGAGUUUUUCAGAACAGGUCAUCUUUUGGCUUGUAACCUCUGUCCUCCUGCUGAAUAUAUUUGCCAUUCCCAUGUCAAUUUUUGCUAUUGCAACUAUGGGUUUAGAUAUCAGGGUC